Messenger RNA from Aspergillus pseudotamarii, 1257 nucleotides. RefSeq lists its product as uncharacterized. Bases 24 to 674 code for a protein of 216 amino acids. The transcript has a single exon. The record is from RefSeq and is a predicted model, not a curated record. NCBI's taxonomy places the organism in Eukaryota, Fungi, Ascomycota, Eurotiomycetes, Eurotiales, Aspergillaceae.
GACAAAGAACACCAGCUCUAACCAUGGAUUAUGCUAUUCUGGAAUUAUUUGAUGCCCUUGUGAUCUCUACCACAACCAUAGAUCCUCAAACAACCACACACGACGAAAGCUGCGAAUUAAAUGAGGACGGCAUUACAUUUGGAAUGAAUGACGGUCUAUUAGACAUUAUACGGCGAAUAUCGUCCCUUCACUUUCGCUCAAGAACCGGAAAAGUGAAUAACUCUACGACAAUUACGGAAGCUGUGGGCAUAUGGCAGGACCUAGCGACAUGGCAACCUCCAGAAACUCUGCCCGGUGAACAAUACCAAGAGCUAUACGAUUCUUACACAUCAGCCCUGUUUACCUGGCUCUACCUCAUUCUGCACCCCGACAGUAUGUGCGAUGGGAAGGUCCAGUCAAUGGUGGAACAAGGCGUUGUGGCGAUGUCGGCUAUCACCGUUCUCGAGCUGUCACCAUAUCUGCUCAUCCCACUAUUUAUUCUCGGCGUGGCCAGUGUACAGGACGAUCAUAAGGACUUUAUCAGCGGGCUCUUUGACCAUAUCGAAGAGCAGACCGCGUUUGAAGAGGUGGAAGUAUAUCGCACGAUGGUGGAACGCAGUUGGGAAAGCCAAGACCAGGGAAUUCCGCGAAGUUGGGAGUGGAUCAAAUGGCAGGACGCAGGAUCGGCAGGGUGACGGUUUUUCAGAUCGGCUAUUUCAUUGUACUCGACCAGGUCGAAUUGGAUGUCGCCGUAUCCUCCUUGCAGCGGCCGCUAAUAGCGGAUCAGGCAAAAUAUCAGCGAGAGACUCUGACGAAAGAAUGAAAUUGAAACAAAUUAGACAAGAAAGGGAAAUGGCAACAUGGACAGAGAGGGGUCACUGGGCGUAUCACAUUGGCAUGCUGUUACAUACGGACGCGAUAUUAUGCAAAUGAUAGAAAGAUAUAAUUAUCACCUUGAGUAUGAAAUCCCAUGGAAAAUAUGGACCUCACAACCGAGCGUAGAAUAAAGUACACCCGAUUUGCACCACAAUAGCCAGAGCACCCGUAUUGACAGGCUGCACCGACGACAUAUGGUAAAAGGAAUAACCUAUCAUGAUCGUAACAAGGCUCUCAUAUUGGAGAGGAUAUGUCUUGGCAGCGCAGGGGUCUGUAGGUCGGAAACCCAAUUGUACAGUAUCGUCGUUGUCACCUGGCUCUGGAAGAGGCAGUUCUAUUGCCGGUAGGUAGUUCUGGCCAGAUAACGGAGAUUCACAUUCUUGAAGACUCGCGCAAAGCGCG